ACGAAUGUUCAGAUAGAGCUGAGGGGCGAGCAAAUGAUCCCUGAUCGAUCUAACUAAGAGAGGAAGUUCAGUACACAUACCGUCGGUGACGCACAUCGACAAAUAAUGUUGCCGUCUCGACAUACCAUAUAAAGAUAACGGACUUCACUGAUCCCUCUCCGAAGGUCAAUCCGCAUCAUGCAUUUCCUCACGGCUGUUCUGAGUACCAUCGUCGCUACGGCGUGUGCCCAUGAUGUGCACGAACGCGAUCUGCCACCACCUGUGGCUAUCAACGACAUGAGCUACACCAACUGCGCGAACGCAGCAUGGCCGCCGUCAAAUGUUGGCACCGAAUUAGUGCCUCAGAAGCCUACCGACGAGCUCAAGACAAUGCUAGACGAGAUUGACCCCAAAAACAUCGAGAGCAUUAUCACCAAGUUGGUAUCCUUCGGCACACGCCAUACACUGAGCACGCAGAACAGCACCACGCGCGGUAUCGGCGCAGCAAGAGACUGGAUCGAGUCGGAAAUGAGAAAAUAUGCCAACCAAAGCGCCGGUCGCAUGACUGUCACUGUGCCUAGCUACACUCAGGGCGUGGCUUCUCGCAUCCCUUUUCCUGUCAAGAUCAGCAAUGUCCUUGCGACGAUCAAAGGCAGCGAGACCCCGGAUAAAGUCUAUAUUAUGACUGGCCACUAUGACUCGCGCGUGACCGACGUGCUGAAUUACGAGUCGGACGCUCCAGGCGCCAACGACGAUGCUUCCGGUGUUGCUAUCGCUAUGGAACUCGCCCGUGUCCUAGCCUCGCGCCAGCCCAAGUCUACAAUCAUUCUCGGCGCCGUCGCUGGUGAAGAACAGAGUCUGUACGGCAGUACCUUCUUCGCCAACACGCUGCGCAACGCCUCCGUCAACGUCGAAGGCAUGCUGAAUUGCGACAUCGUCGGCAGCUCGACAGGCGAUCGCGGCCAAAAGGACCCAUAUACCAUCCGCGCCUUCGCGCAAGGCCCACCGCCUUCAGAAAACAGCACAGUUGCUGCCCGCCGUCUGCAAAUUGGCGGCGAAAACGAUUCGCCUGCCCGCGAACUCGCACGCUUCACCGCUGAAGUCGCCGCCAACGGUGCCACUGGCAUGAACAUCGCCAUAAUCUAUCGCCUGGACCGCUUCUUGCGCGGCGGCGACCACUCGCCCUUCCUCGCCGCAGGCUACCCGGCAAUCCGCUACACCGAACCCAACGAGAACUUUGCACACCAGCACCAGGACUUGCGUACUGAGAAUGGCACCGUGUACGGCGACCUCCUCGAGUUCGUCGACUUCGACUUCACCGCGCGCGUCGGCCGCGUCAACCUCGCCACGCUGUGGAGCCUGAGCGAGGCGCCGGGCUGGCCGCGCAACGUCACCGUCGACACGAGCGUGCUCGACAACGACACGAGGCUCAAGUGGGUGGUCAGCGCUGAUCCGAAUGUCGCCAGCUACGAGGUUGUGUGGCGGCCCAACAUCAAUCCGCUUUGGACGCAUAUGCUCGAUGUGGGCAAGGUGGGCAGCGUGACGUUGCCGCUCAGCAAGGACAAUGCGAUCUUUGGCGUCAGGGCGGUGGGCAAGAACGGGUUGAAGAGUCCGGCCACGUACCCUUUCCCAGGCUAGAUGUUGGUCAUGUAGGCGAGCAAUGUAAA
Molecule: messenger RNA, 1646 nt
Organism: Boeremia exigua
Lineage: Eukaryota; Fungi; Ascomycota; Dothideomycetes; Pleosporales; Didymellaceae
Product: putative zinc metalloprotease
Exons: 1
Coding region: 178-1617 (479 amino acids)
Biological process (GO): proteolysis
Molecular function (GO): metalloexopeptidase activity; protein binding
Source: RefSeq, a predicted model, not a curated record